Ochotona princeps (American pika) is the source of this 1767-nucleotide messenger RNA. It is a transcript of the gene CEP19, whose product is annotated as centrosomal protein 19. Gene Ontology annotation, cellular component: spindle pole; centrosome; ciliary basal body. NCBI's taxonomy places the organism in Eukaryota, Metazoa, Chordata, Mammalia, Lagomorpha, Ochotonidae. The transcript has 2 exons. The coding region runs from base 353 to 844 and encodes 163 amino acids. The record is from RefSeq and is a predicted model, not a curated record. Gene Ontology annotation, biological process: trans-Golgi to periciliary membrane compartment transport; microtubule anchoring at centrosome.
UCAGGCUCAUCCAUUGUCUUUAUUGAGAGUGCGGUACACAGAGAGGUCCAGGUGGACUUGGUUAUGCAGCUCACAUGUGAACAAACUUAGGUCUUUCCAUGAAGCAGAGACUGAGGAAUCCACCGGAGGCUAACCCCAGGCCAUAUGGAACUUUGAGGGUGGCCCCUAAGGAUUGGGCUUCCAAGGCUGGGUAUGUGCCUUUGGGCUGGACUAGAGCCAGAUUUGCUAUAGAGGAACAAGAAAGGGGAGGGAGAUGUAUCUCACUGUGCUCUUUUGCCCUUUAGCAGGAAGUGAGUGUGCAACGAAUACCUUUUUACCAGGUUUCCUGUGAUUAACCCCGAAGCCUGUAUGAAUGAUGUGUACUGCCAAGAAAUGUGGAAUCAGAUUCCAGCCUCCGGCCAUUAUCUUAAUCUAUGAGAAUGAAACCCAGGGGAAACGUCGACAGCGCAUCAUGCCCGUCCGGAACUUUUCAAAGUUUUCAGACUGUGCCCGAGCAGCUGAGCAACUAAAGAAUAAUCCCCGACACAAGUCUUUCCUGGAACAGGUGUCCCUGAGGCAGUUGGAGAAGUUGUUCAGUGUUUUACGAGGUCACCUGCGGGGGCAGAGUCUGACAGAAACCAUGGACCAAAUUCAGCGGGAAACAACCAUUGAUCCCGAGGAGGACCUGAACAAACUGGAUGACAAGGAGCUUGCCAAGCGGAAGCGCAUCAUGGAUGAACUCUUUGAGAAAAACCAGAAGAAGAAGGAUGACCCAAAUUUUGUUUAUGACAUCGAGGUUGAGUUCCCACAGGAUGAGCAGGUGCAGUCGUGCAGCUGGGACACAGAGUCUGCUGACGAGUUCUGACAUAAAGUCCUCGGAGAAGUGACGGGCUGGCAAAAUGUCUCUGUUUAUGCAGAGCAUGCACUGGUUCUAGAAAAAUCUGUCAAAAGCACAAAAUGUAUGUGUUGGGUCGUAGUUGGAUUGACCAUGUUACUUUUCAAAAGCAGGACAUUUACGCCUACAGGGUAAGUGCACAGAGACUAUAGGACAUUCCAUGUAUCUGUUCUGUAGAGCAACCUGCUUUUAAGGAGGUUAAAAUCUCAGUACAAGUCAAAAGCUUUUGCAAAGGUAAUGAGGUCUGGUGUUAAGAAGAUGAAAGCCAGGUGCCUGAUAGAGGCUAGAGCAGGUCAGAGCUUCGAUUGUCAUAGAGUUGGAUGGUGAAGGGGCAGGUAGGACUUUGAUCCUGGAAAUCAUAGAGUGCAGUAGUAGUUUAUAUGGGAAGGAGAGAGAUUGAGAGAUAGGAAAUAGACAGUUUUAUUUGAGGAGCAGUGAGCAAAUUAUAAUUGGACAAUAUUGGAGGGCAUGUGCAAUUGCCAGGACGUUGUUCUGGAUACACCAUGUCCAUGCUUGCUGACAUCCAGAGUAGAAGCAUAACCCUGCAAAAUGCCCACAGCUGCACAUGUGUCGCCCAACGGGUAUGAUGGCCAGCAGGGGAAUUCUGCCCCCGUCAUGUCAGGAAAUACAUAACACAGGCAUUUCUGAAACCCGGAACCUCUUCCUGUAAAUAAGAGGUUUGUUUAUAAAAUGGGAAAUCCACCCAUAAUAAAUGAACAAUAGAUACUGCCAGUGUGGGCCUGCUUGUGGUUGGAAGUCUAUAAAGACACAAUCUUUGUUUAAGCAGGUUAUCUAUGUACGGAUAUGUUUAUUCUCACUGGAAUGUUUAAAUGGUAGAAAUCCUGUGUUUUCUGCAAGGUAAUAUCUAUCAAAUAAAACCAUAAGAGCAAUUA